CCCACCUUGGAAAAAUACCGAAAAUUUUUAUUAUGUCAAACCUGGAAGAUGGCGAACUUUGAUAAAAUUUCUAUUAAUUGACAUAAUACUGUCUUGUUUGAAUAUUCCACUUUCAUUUCCUUAUUUAAAAGAACCGAUAACCUCAUGUAAUAUCGAAUCUUUAGACUCAUCAGAAUAUGAAUGGUGUAAUAUCCUAAUUUUAUGUGAAAAAGUUUAUGUGAUUUUAAAGUCUUGGGUUAUUUAUCAGUAUCAAUAUAUAAAAGGAUUAUACUUAAUAUGGAUACGCAAAGAAAAGUUGAAAAGGCAAAGUGAAACAGAAAUCGAAGAGUCUAAAGAUUUAAUUAGUAAGAAUGUUGAAGAUAGUGACGGUAAUGAGAAUGCUAAAUUCGAUAUUAAUGAGACUAAUGGAUUUGAAAUAGUUACAACUAAAUAA
This is a messenger RNA of Dentiscutata heterogama, 433 nucleotides long. The record is from the annotation of a GenBank genome assembly. Lineage: Eukaryota; Fungi; Glomeromycota; Glomeromycetes; Diversisporales; Gigasporaceae.